GUACGUGUGACCAUGCCGGCGAAGAAGAAGAAAAAGCCGCACCAAGCAGACAAGGCGACCAAGCGGCCGCAGGGACCUACAAACCCGGCCGUCGAGGAGGAGCUGUUAGCACUUCAGGCCAUCUAUGCCGAGGACCUGGACGUGCACCAUGAUGGCAUGGGGUUUGACCUCCUGGUCCUGCCCUGGCCGGGCGGGAGCGAGGAAAACCUCUGCUCUGUGGAGCUGUCAGUGCGGUACCCGCACGCCUACCCCACGCAGGCGGUGUCCAUCAAGCUGAAGAACCCGGACGGGCUGCACCCGGCCGUGUGCCGGCAGCUGCUGGAGCAGCUUAGCGCCAGCGCCACAGCGCACGCGGAAGGCGAGGAGGUGUGUGUGUUCGCGCUGGUGGACCUGGUGCAGGAGCGGCUGCGGGACGUGAACGAGCGCUGGGCCGCGCACCCGGAGGAGCUGCAGCAGCUGCUGGCGGAGGCGGAGGCGGCGGCGGCGGGCGGCGCCGUCUUCGGGGCGUCGGGGCUCGGCGGCGCCGCCGGCUCGGGCGAGGCGCAGUCGUCGCUCUGGCACGCCAUGCAGCGGCGCAACGGAGACAUGGCGGCGGCGGCGGCCACCGGCUCUGUGCCGCACCCGCUGCACCACCAGGCCAGCAGUGCAGGCGGGCCGCACGGCGCCGCCGGCGCCGGGCCCUUCGCCUCCACACUCAACAGCGGCGGCGCCGGCGCCGGCGCCGGUGGGUUCAGUACCCUGGAGCGGCAGGCGUCACUCAGCGGCGGCGCCGGCAUGUACGGCGGCGCGGGGGGUGGGCUGGAGGUGUCGGGCAUGUCGCUCGUGUCGGAGCCCAGCCUGGGGUACGUGGGCGGGCUGGGCGGCGGCGCGGGUGCCGGCCUGUGGGCGUACGACGGCGGUUUGUUCGGUGACAUGGAUCUCAUUGACGGCGAGGCGGAUCUGGAUCCAGCGGGGCUGUUCGCAGCCGCGGCGGCGGCGGCGGCUCCGGUGCCGCCGCCUGCGGCGGUGCCGCCGCGCUCGCUGCCGGCGGCGGUCGCCGCCGCGGCGGGGGUUGCGCCGCUGUCGACGCUGCCAGGGGUGCGCGAGGACUCGCCACCGAUGCAGCAGCCGCCAGCGGACGGGGCGGCGACGACAGAGUCACCGCCAGCUGCGCCAUCGCCCGAGUCGCCGCCGCCGCACCCGCAGCCGACGGCGGCGGCGGGCGCUGCGGCGGGGGCGCCGCCGCGGGCUCUGUCACCGCUGGGCCCCGGGGCGGCUGGCAAGCAGGGCGCAGCGGGGACCGUGCCGUCAGAUGAGGAAGACGAAGACGAGGAGGACGAGGACGAGGAUGAGAUUGGAGAUGAGGAAGAGGACGAGGACGAGGCGACGAGGUCGGGUGGGACGGGCGGCGCGGCGCGCACUCGCGCACAAGGGGCUCGCGCGUCCAGCGGCGGCACGGGGUCUGGCGGUGGCAGCGGCGGCGGCGGCGGCGGCGGCGCAGGGGCCCGGCGAGCUGCGGCGGCGGCGGGGGCUGUCGCUGGCGGUAACCAGCCACGGCGCAUCUCGUCCGCAAAGCUGGCUCGGCGACUGCCCAGGGCCAUGCGCGCGCUCAUGGCGCUCAACAGCAACAGCAACAGCUUCAGCCUGGAAGAGGCGACGCACACACACACACACCACACCCGGCAGCAGCACCAGCAGUUACGGGCCCUGCACCACCAGCAGCAGCUAGGCCACGGCCACGGCCGCCACGGCAGCGGCGGCAGCGGCAAGGGCAAGGCCGGCCGCAAGGGCGGCGGUGCAGCGGCGGCGGCGGCUUCACCGCCGGCGCUGGCAGCGCAGAAAUCCACUCGUGGCCGGCUGCCGAGCAGUAGCAGCGGCAGCAGCAGCGACGAAGAUGAGGAGGGGGAGAGGGAGGAAGGGGAGGGGGAGGGCACGACGGGGAGCACCAGCCGUGGUGGCGGCGGCGGUGCCGCAAGGGGAGGCCGGGGCCGCGCGGCAGCGCCCGCGCACCGAGGAAGGCUGUGGGCGCACGGCGACGGCGGCAGUAGCAGCACCGAGGAGAGCAGCAGCGGCAGCGGCAGCGGCAGUAGCAAUGGCGAUGAGAGCGACACGAGCUCGAGCGGCAGUAGCGCCGGCCGCGCGCCGGGCGGCGCUGCUGGGGCGAGCGGCCGUGGGGGCCGCGUGGAGAACUCCUGGUCUGGCUCCACCAAUAGCGGUAGCAGCGGCGACGUGCGCACCCAGAUGCUGAUUGGACACCUGCUGACGCUGGCAGCGGCGGGCCACAACCUGGACGCUCGCGGCGGCGGGCUGGACGCGCUGUGCGGCUACCUGCGGCGGCACCGGCUGCUGCCGCAGUGGGUGCAGUGGCUGGUGACGCGGCAGCCGCACUUGUUCGACCAGGCCUUCACACGCAUGUUCGGGCAGGAAAUCCGGGCCGCGGCUGCUGCCUCCGCCGCCCCCGCCGCGGCGGACCCGGCCUCUCGCGUGCUGUCGCGCUUCUGGAACCGCCAGGCGGUCGCCGCCGGACUGGGGCUGUCGGGCACCGGCGGCGGCGUGGCGGGCUCCCAGGGCCAGGGCCAGCGCGGGCCGCUAGCGCGCGGCCCCAACACCAGCGGCGGCGGCGCCCCGCCGUCCGCGUCGGCCGCCGGCGCCGCCGCCGCCAUGGCCGCCGCGUCCAGCCGCUACCUGUCUGACUUCCAGGAGAUGUACCGGCUGGGCAAGGGCGGCUUUGGUGUGGUGGUGGCGGCCGCCAACAAGCUGGACGGGCGGCAGUACGCGGUGAAGAAGAUCAAGCUGGACAGCGGCUCCCCCGCCUCCUACAACCGCAUCACACGCGAGGUCGCCACGCUCAGCCGCCUGCAGCACCCCAACGUGGUCCGCUACUUCCAGGCCUGGACGGAGUCGCUGACAGUGGGUGCGGAGCUUGACGGCGCGUCUGAAGAGGAGGACGAGGAAGACGAGUUUGGCGAGUUCAUGGACGACGAAGAGGAGGAGGACGAGGGCGAGGAGGCAGCGUCUGGAGGCGGUGGUGGGGCGGGUCUGGACGACACGUUGAGUUUGGACGACUCCAACUCGGCGUUUGGGUUUGGCAGCGCGUCCUACUCGCGCGACUCGGGCUCGCAAUCGGCUCAGCAGCAGCGCGCGGUGCCCAUUGGCGGCGGCGGCGGCGGCGGAGGCGGCGGCGGCAGCGGAGGCGGCGGUCCGGUGCGGCUGCACCACCUGCUGCAUCCACAGGCCCGCGGCGGCCUGCCGCCGGUCCGUGAGGAGGCGGCGGAGUCGCAGUUGGGCAGCAGCCCCUCCCUCCGCGGCGGCUUCCUGGGAGGCGAGAACUCGUCCGACAACUCCGCCAGUACCAUCACCACCAGCACCAGCAAUACCGCCAGCAUAACCGCAAACACGCCCAGUGGCAGUGGGGCAGCGCCCGCGACAGCGGCGGCGGCAGGCCGUGGUAAACACGGCGGCGGCGGCGGUGGCGGCGGUGGGCGGGGCGGAGGCGGCGGGAACGGCGGCAGUGGCGGCAGUGGCGGGAGUGGCGGCAGCGGCGCAGAAGGAGGAUCCAGUGCCGCGGCGAGUGGCAGCGGGGCAACGGGAAGCGCUGGAGGCAGCGGCAGCGGCGCUGCAGGCGCAGGUGCAGGUGCAGGUGGAGGUAGAGGAGGUGGUGGUGGUGAGACAGCACCGUGGGCUGCGACGCUCGGGCGCUUCGGGUUGCUGGCGGGCGUCAGUGGCGACACCACCACAACAGAAGACACCAGCGCCGCCACCAGCGUUGCCACCAGCACCGCAACCACCACCGCAACCGCCACGGCGACCACCGUCACUGCGGCGACACGGGGCGGCGGGGGGCAGCAGCCCGGGGCGCGGCGGCCGCAGCUGCGGCGGCCGGAGGGCGGCACCGGCGGCACGGGCGGCACUGGCACCGGGCAGAGGCGGCGGCGGCGGCGGCGUGUGACGGACCGCAGUAGCGCCGGCGGCGCGCCCACCCAGAUGCUGUACAUACAGAUGGAGUUCUGCCCCCGCACGCUGGCGGGUGUGCUGCAGUCGGGGCCGCUGCAGGAGGAGGACGCGUGGCAGGUGCUGAGAGGCAUACUGGCAGGCCUGGCCUACAUCCACAGCCAGGGCGUCAUCCACCGCGACCUCAAGCCCGCAAACAUUUUUUACGGCGCAAACGGAGAAAUCAAGCUGGGAGACUUUGGACUGGCCAAGUUUCACGGUGACCCGGGCGCCGGUGACCCAGCCGCAGGUGGCGGCGCCAGCGGCGCAGCCGCCACUUCCGCCUCCGCCGCCACCACCGGGGCCCUGACGCCUGGCGGCGGCGGAGGAGGAGGGGGCGGCCCGGGCCCUGGCGGCCACAGCUGGCGCGGCGGCGCGGGCGGUGACGGCACCGCCCCCAGCGAGCGCACGGGCGUGUGCGGCUCCUACUACUACAUCAGCCCGGAGAUUGCGAACGGCUGGGCGCGCUACGAUGAGAAGGUGGACCUGUGGAGUCUGGGGGUGGUGGUGUUCGAGCUGUGGCACCCCUUCGCAACAGGCAUGGAGCGCGCGGUGCUGCUGCACGACCUGCGCGACCUCGGCCGACUGCCGGACGCCUGGGAGCGGGCACACCCGCGCGUGGCCCGGCUCAUCAGGUGGCUGAUGGCGCCGCACCCCAACGCGCGGCCCAGUGCCCGGGAGGUGCUGGCCUCGGACCUGCUGCCGGCGCGGCUGGAGGACGAGCAGCUGACCGACCUGCUGCGCUACCUGCCCUCCAACACGCUGGCGGCGGAGCGGGUGGUGGGCGCGCUGUUCGGGCUGGCGGAGAGGCAGGCGGCGGGAGGAGGAGGAGGCGCGGCGGCGGCAGACGGAGGCGGACCUGCGCGAGUGCCACCCGGCGGCGCCAACAGUCUGGACGGUGGCGGUGGCGGCGGCGGCGCGGCUGGCGGCGGCGGCGGCGGCGGUGUGGCGGGGUUGUCGGCGCUGCUGCCGUUUGACGGCGGCGACCUACCGGGGGCGCCGCGGGUGCAGCACGCACAGGUCCGUGAGGAUGUGGUGCGGGCGGUGCGCAGUGUGUUCGAGUGCCACGGAGCCCGCAGCUUCUACAGCAGCCAGGUGGGCUACGCGCACCCGGGGCUGGCCCCCGACGCUGUGCGGCUGCUGUCGCCUCACGGGGCGCUGCUGGCGCUGCGGCACGAGAUGCGCUACCCCUUCGCGGUGUGGCUGGUGCAGCAGGCGGCCAGCGCGCCAGUGGCGGGCUCGCUGGACAGCCUGCGGCGCUACGACAUCAGCUACGUCAUGCGCAGCGGCCGCGCGCGCAGCCUGCCCUCCUCCUACUGCCAGGCCGACUUCGACAUCCUGCACCCAGCCGUCCUGGGCGCCGGCUCCCACACCGACAAGGGGCGUUUGCUGGCGGAGGCGGAGGCGAUCAAGGCCGUCACCCAGAUCUUGGACUCGUUCCUGCCCGAGAUGGGGCGAUACGAGGUGCGCGUCUCCCACCGCGCCAUCGACCGAGCCCUGUACGACAGCCUGGGACUCACUGCUAGCAGCAGCAGCAGCAGCAGCGGGAGCGGCGGGAGCGGCAGUAGCAGCGGGGCAACUGGCGGCAGCAGCGGCGGCGGGCCGGGAGGCGCGGCGGCAGCCGGAGCGGGCGGGGCCGGCGGCGUGGCGGCGGCAGGUGCGCCUGGUGGGGCUGGGGCGGCGGCGGCGGCGGCGGCGGCGGCGGCGCAGGGUGCUCGGGAGAUGGAGAUGGCGGCGCGGCGGCUUCUGACGACUGCGCUGCGUGCCAGUCCCAUCCUGGGGGCAGUGCAUGCGGAGCAGCGACUGAAGUCCUGGCCGUCUGUGAAGGCGGCUCUGGACGGCCUCGGCCUGCCCGCGGACAAGGUGGCGCGCUGCAAGCGCUGCGCCUGCGAGCUGCCCGGCGAGGCGCCCACAGCCCUUGCCAAGCUGCGAGCCUACCUACAAGAGACGCUGGCGGGCGGAGGAGGUGGCGGCGGCGGCGGAGCCGCCGUCAGUGCCGCGACUGCCGCCGCCGGCGGCGCCGCCGGGCGCGGCGGCGCCGUCGGCCCCGGCAGUAGCAGCCUGACGUCAAUGGGCUCGCUGGGUACUGGCAGUAGCAGCAGGGGCGCGACGCCGCUGUCUUCCAUGGGCAGCGGCGGCGCCGGCGGGGGCGGCAGUGGCGGCGGGGGGCUGCCGCCGCGGCCGUACUCGCACGUGCCGCUGCCGCCGGCGCUGGCGAGUGCGCUGGAGGAGGUGGCGGUGGUGGUGCAGCUGCUGGAGCAGUGGGGCAUACCCGCCAAGGAGGUGAUUUUGGAUCCGCUGAUGAGUCCCGCCGCCGAGUACUACAGCGGCGUCAUAUUCCAGAUCCACAUGCUGGGAAUGGCGGCGCCCGCCGGCGGCGCGGCGGGCGGCGACGCCUUUGCCGGCGGCGGCGCGGGCGGCGGCGGCGGCGGCCACCCCGGUGGCGGCUGGCAACACCUGCACCGGCCCGUGCCGCUCAGCCAGGGCGUCAUCGCUGUAGGCGGCAGGUACGACGCGCUGCUGCGGGCGCUCUGGGCGGCGGCCCACAGCACCCACCACCACACCGGCCCCGGCGGCGGCGGCGGCGGCGGCGGCGGCGGCGCCGUGUACGGGCAGUACGGCCUGCCGCCGCCGGGGGCGGUGGGCGCCACGUUGAACGUGGAGCGGCUGAUUGCGGGCGUGUCGCAGCAGCGCGCGGCGGCGGCGGCGGCGGCGGGCGGGUACUACUACCUGGGGGGCGCGGCGGCGAGCGAGCUGCAGGCACUGGAGACCAGCAAGGCGGACGUGUUGGUGUGUGCGCGCGGCGGCGACGGCGCUCUGGCGCAGCGCAUGGCUCUGGUGUCGGCGCUGUGGGGCGCGGGGGUGCGAGCGGAGCUCAUGCCGCGGCCCAGCCCCUCGCUGGGCGAGCAGUACGCCUACGCGCAGAGCCGCGGCGUGCGGCUGGUGGUGAUCCUGGGGGACAAGGAGGCGGCGGCGCACGACGUCAAGAUCAAGUCACUGGACAAGAAGGGCGACAACGCGACCGUGUCGCUCCAGGAGGCCCCGCGCUUCCUGGCCGCAGCCAUGGCCGGCGGCUACCUCACAACAGGCCGCGGGCUGCUGGCGGCGGCGGCGGCGGCGGCGGCGCAGCACGUGGGUGGCAUGGUGGGAGCCGGCGGCGCCGCCGGCGGCGGCAUGCUGGGGGGCGGCCUGGCGGCGCCUGGUGGCGGCGGUGGUGGCGGUGCUGGAGGAGGUGGUGGAGGUCACGGCGGCGGCAAGGCGGAGGGAGGGGGAGGGAGGGAGGGCGGCGGUGGCGGGCGGGACCGGGAGCGCGGCGGCCGUGGAGAGCGUGGCGGCGGCGGCGGCGGCGCGGAGGAAGCCGGCGGCGGCGGGCGUCGUGGCGGCGGCGGCGUUGCGUCGGAGACGGAUCGCGACCGGGACCACGAGGGUGGCGAGCGGGAGCGGGAUGCCGGCGGCGAGCGGCAGGCCGGUGGGGAGCGGGAGCGGCGGGGCGGGGAGGCGCGGCACCACCACCAUCACCACCACUGGACGGAGCGGGAGGGCGGCGGGCGGCGCCGCGGCAAAGGCGGCGGCUGAUGGGCGGGUGCGCAGGCACGGUGUGGAAGACUAGCUUGUUAGAGGUUGAAGUACUCGUAGGCAUGAUGUAGGAAUUGGGCUGUACACCGAUAGAGCUCGAAUGGCAGAGUGACGCGUGCACGGUGGUAGAUAGCCACGGGGGGGGGGCGGGUGCAUCGCCUCUCACUGGAGUGCAGGCUCGCGUGCCGGCACUGGUGGUUACAGUAGGUGACUGAAGGUUGCCGUGCAGACACGCAGCCUAGGGACGGCCGAGGUAGCGGUCACACGCUCACAUGCCCAAACCAGCAUGUCGCAGGCAAGCACACUAGCGCCGGCGCGUGCGCUGGCCAUUUGGCCAAACAACCUGUGGGCUGUCAGCUGCGGGCACGGACGAAGUGACGAACCCGCAUAGGCUCCGGGCCAGCCCCGGCCUGACACCGCUCUGCACCGCUUAUAACGGUGUGCCAUGUAACUCGCACACAAU
Chlamydomonas reinhardtii is the source of this 8008-nucleotide messenger RNA. RefSeq lists its product as uncharacterized. Bases 157 to 7545 code for a protein of 2462 amino acids. NCBI's taxonomy places the organism in Eukaryota, Viridiplantae, Chlorophyta, Chlorophyceae, Chlamydomonadales, Chlamydomonadaceae. The record is from RefSeq and is a predicted model, not a curated record. Gene Ontology annotation, biological process: protein phosphorylation. The transcript is spliced from 32 exons. Gene Ontology annotation, molecular function: ATP binding; eukaryotic translation initiation factor 2alpha kinase activity; protein binding. Gene Ontology annotation, cellular component: cytosol.